UGCCAUGGCGAAGUUAGUGGAGUAUUUCCUCGUCUGCGGCCUCGGUCCAGAGGUCCAGGCAUCGAAUGGCGCCCGCGGCUACCACGGGAGUUCCGGCGUCUCCUAUAGUCCAUCGCUGCUGGAUCAGUUCCCUCCGGCUUCCACAGAUCGGCCUCCUCCGCCGCCCCAACUUCCAAUGUGCGUUCUACCGGGUGGAGUGGCAUUUCAUUCGACUGGAUUCAUAAUCACGGACGAAUCGAGCUAUCCUCGCAGCUAUCCAAUUAUCUUAACUGACGGCGAUGGAUCUAAGAUCUACGUUAGCUGCGUUGCCUUUCGAGAUCCAGUUGAUGAGGAUAUUGCCGAGGCAUACCGCAUUCCUGCGAACUCAUACGUAGACAAAUGUAUAUGUCUGGUGUCACACUCGCCUUGCUUUAGAUUGUUUGCAGAGGCGCUGGAAGAGCUUCACCGGCUGUGUUUCUCUCCCUCUGGAUCAAGUAAACCACUCUGGGAUAUUGUGGCACAUAUGGUAACGUCUGUGCCACUUCCCACUCCUGGACAGAGCCAAGUUUUGUUUUCUCUGGAAAGCCGUCUUCUGUGUAUAGAUAUGCCUCCGAAGGGCGGUUUUCCUCACGCAGACAUGUCAUUUCAACCUCUCCUACAAUGCUUGGAUGUAGAUAAUGUUUUGCAGCUCUUUGUUUCUAUUCUUCUUGAGAGACGGGUUCUUCUUCGGGCUAACAAGCUUUCGUUGUUGACAAUGGUUGCGGAAGCUGUAUGCCAUCUUAUCUAUCCAAUCAAGUGGCAGCAUGUGUACAUUCCAGUAUUAUUUUACGCUGGAGUCGACUACAUUGAGGCUCCGACUCCCUAUUUGAUGGGUCUUCAUUCGGCUGUUGACAUCUCUAACUUUUCGCUGGACGGGGUGGUGGUUGUGGAUCUGGAAAACAAUCAGAUAUUUUCCUCAGAAGCCAUACCUCCUCUUACGGAACCUGAAGGCUCAAUUCUGCGAAGAGACCUUGUGCGCUUACUGUAUCCAAAUGUAGUUCAUUUGGAUCGUGCUCGCAAAACAAUUGGCGAUCCCUGCUAUGAUGAUCUAAGGCUUGGAAAUAAGAAAUGGAAUGAGCAACAUGAUUUGGAACUGAGGCUUAUUUUUCUCCAGUUUUUUGCAUCAGUUUUGCCUGACUACCGCAAAUUUGUGGGCAGUGCUCACGUAGCGAUGAAUGUUUUCAAUACGCAAGCUUUCUUGAAAAAACGUGCAAGAGCCCUUGGACGUCAACCUGAUCCCAUGAUUUUUCAGCUAUUGAACUCCCAAGGAUUUAUGGAUUUUCUGGAUCGAGGAUAUGGUGCACCUGAUGCGGGUUUAAAUCUCGUGGAUAAACUUCAGAGUGCUAUCGCUAAUAGCGAAUCUCGUGGAGCCAUUCUACCUCUGCCGUACGACGAGCCUGAAAUCAUAACCGUUGCAGAUAUACAGAGUAAAGGUCCAGCUGCAAGGUCAAGAUUUUGUUAUGAUCGAUUUCCUGCCAACGUGAGGACUCAGUUUGAGGAGGAGAAACGAAGUGCGGUUUUGGCUAAAGCAAACGCAAGUUUCGACCGUCCCAAUAGACCAGCUGUUUCAAGUCCUGUUUCAGGGAGUUUCAGUCCACGAGAAAGAGCUGCUGAGCGGGACCGCAUGGUGCUCGACAUAAAAGUCAAACUCCAGGGAUUGUGGCUACGGCUUCUCAAUUUAAGUUCUGUAGAGGAUCCCUUUUCGUCGUUUGAAUAUGGCACCAUACUCGCUUUGAUUGAGUCCGAUGCGGAAGGUAUUGGUGGAAGUGGAUUUGUUGAGUGUGUCAGGGAGCAUAUUCACUCGGGGUGGCAAUGUCGUGUUUCCGAGGAACAAUUUAUGGCAGUUAAAGAGCUUGUGAAAACCAUUGUCAAUCGUGCUACUUCACGCAAUGAUAUGGAAACAGUUCGGGAUGCACUGGAGAUUUCUGCCGAAGUUCACCGUCGUGAUGCUGGCAAUAUUUUAGACUUUGUACAACGUCAUUUGGGAUCUUUGCCAGUUUGGGACGACAUACGUUUCUGGGAAGGAUAUUGUGAGUAUAUAAUGGAACGUUCCUCUGAUAGGACUGGGAAGUAUGCUGAUCUUGUAACCGAACAACUUGUCGUCAUAGCUCGGCACCUGGCUGGUUUGAAAGUUCCGGAUCCAGAGGCCUGGCUAAUUCUUGAGUCAUUAGCAUUGAAGAAUAAUCUUGGAUCGAAGCAACUGAUAAAAUUGAGAGGCAUUUUAGCUCAUGUACAGAAUGUGAAACAAGGUUACUGGGGAAAACUACCUACAUCAAGAGCACAGCCAGUAGCCUCUUAUCCUCAAGAUCGACAAGAAAACGAUGACAGUCAGAGCUCUCAAGCGGCGGGUGCUGGAAGAAGCUGGAUGCAAAGUAUGUUUAGCAGGGAUCGCGCCUCGUUCAGACAACCUGCCAACGACGCUCGAGGUCGUACGGACGCACCUGUUUCAGGCUCAAGGCAAAAUCAGCGAGCCAAUGUAGACAGCACGCAGGCAGUGAAACGGUCUCCAGCUUUGCGAAACCUUCGUGGUCAUACAGGUCCUGUGACAGCAUUGCACGUGGGAACGAGAAGUGAAAUGGGGGAUCUUGUCGGCGAAAAUGAACCAGGCAUGUUCAUAAGUGGAUCUGCUGACUGCACGUUAAAAAUGUGGGAUCCAACCGUGCGUGGUUCUGAGUUUCGAGCAACAUUAGAAGGACACACGGCGACAAUUCGUGCAAUAUCGUCCGAUAAGCUGCGUAUAGUUUCCGGUGGCGACGAUACUCUUGUACUUAUCUGGGACAAGGCUACGUCUCAGAACAGCAUGAAGCUCGACGGUCACAGAGAAAAGAUAAGCUGCGUGAGGAUGCUGUCGGAGGAACGAGUUCUUUCGGCUUCCCAUGAUGGCACGGUCAAGAUGUGGGAUGCCAGAACGGACGCAUGCGUUGCCAACGUGGGACAAUCUUCGAGUGCAAUUCUAUGCAUGGACUACGAUGACACUACGAGAGUCCUUGCUGCCGCAGGAAUGGACGGAGUUGUGAAAGUUUGGGAUGUCCGAGCUGGGAAACAGGUUCAUAUGCUUCUCGGUCACAAGAAGUGGAUAAGAACUUUGAGAAUGGUGAAGGAUACGAUCGUCACUGGAAGUGACGACUGGACAGCGAGGGUGUGGUCUGUGUCUCAAGGUUCUUGCGACGCAGUCCUUGCAUGUCACGCAGGUGGAAUCACCUGCGUGGAGUACUCUGCUACAGACGAUGGAAUCAUCACAGGUUCGGCAGAUGGUCUGGUUCGCAUUUGGGAGUAUCAAAACGGAGGCUUGCUUCAGUGCGUGAAAAACGUCGGUGUCCACGUUUCGCCCAUUCUCUCCGUGAAAGCGGGACCGCGGUGGCUGGCAAUAGGCGCCGGAGAUAACUCCAUGUCCCUGUUCCACAAGGCGGAGCAAAACGACCAAGCAAAGGGAAUGGCGGGAUGGCAGCUCUACCGCACUCCACAGCGUAGCGCCGCAGUGGUGAGAUGCGUUGCUUGUGAUGCGGACAGAGGAAGGAUUUGUAGCGGCGGCCGCAAUGGGCUUCUUCGUCUCUGGGAACCAAACCUCUAGAAAUUUUAAAACGAAGUGAAUAUGCGUUUUUUUAAUUUUUGUAAGAACUCUUGAUCUAAGUCAUUGGCGGGACGAAAUCCUGGUUGGUUUUGUGUGUA
This is a messenger RNA of Selaginella moellendorffii, 3687 nucleotides long. Its product is annotated as DENN domain and WD repeat-containing protein SCD1. Bases 5 to 3589 code for a protein of 1194 amino acids. Lineage: Eukaryota; Viridiplantae; Streptophyta; Lycopodiopsida; Selaginellales; Selaginellaceae. The transcript is spliced from 31 exons. Gene Ontology annotation, biological process: regulation of Rab protein signal transduction. Gene Ontology annotation, molecular function: protein binding. The record is from RefSeq and is a predicted model, not a curated record. Gene Ontology annotation, cellular component: cytoplasmic vesicle.